Messenger RNA from Porites evermanni, 2819 nucleotides. The record is from the annotation of a GenBank genome assembly. Lineage: Eukaryota; Metazoa; Cnidaria; Anthozoa; Scleractinia; Poritidae.
AUGGCGGACGGUGGUGGGGAAGAAAGUCUCGAGGGAGACAGUAAAAAGGAAGAAGAAGUCGAACUCGACUUAGCAAAAUGUGCAAAGGAAUUUGCGCAGUACUGCCAAGUUGAUGUUAUAAAUGAGGUAACGUACCCAUCAAAAGUUUCUUUUUGGAAAUAUGUUCAUCAAACAACCUUCGAAAACGAAGGUUGAGUAAGAGUGGUGAAUCUUUUAUUUUAGAAACAUGCCGUUUUCUUUAUUCUCAGUCUAAAGCAAUCGAAGGUACAAUAGAAGAAAUGCUUGUUCGCCUGGAUGAAUUUUCACACCUUGCAGAUACGGUAAGGAGCAGCGAUACUGAGUUAUGUUUCAGAGGUUUUUAGACGUUAUUGUUUUGGUGCUAAUCGAGAUUCUUGGAUUAAUUUAUUCAAGUUUAAGGGCGCAUGAUCCGUAAAAUUAUCGCUGGUUUUGUCGAAAAGGAAAUGUAUCUGUUCAUUUUCUUUCAGACUUUUGUGAAAUAAAAGAUAUUUUAUUGCUUGUUUAAUCACGUUUACCGAAUAUUUCGCUGGCUGCUAUAUCAGUUUAAUUUUUAUGUAGAAACAGAAAUUUCCGUCCCACACUGUUAGUAAUUGUAUCUGAUGGUAUUGGAUAAGGCAAUCUCUAACGUGGGUAACGUCCUUAUCGGGGGUUGCGUGACUUUUCUGUGAUCUCUUAGUGAGAAUUGUCCUGCUAACACCCUGACUUACAACGCAUAAGCACGACUUGCAAAAGAUCGUGCAAUUUUUGGAAACUUUCCCCUUACAGGGAAAGGUAUAGUAUGUGUAAUGGGGUUAAAUAACCAGCUAGUGAUUUAGAUUGGUAGUGAAGUGAAUACGUGUAGUCAAUUAACACCAGAACAAAGGCAAGUGGAGAGGAACAGGGACACUUAAGUCAAUGUUCUGAUAUUUCUCUAAAAAAAACCUGGUCAAAGGCACACAUAUAAAUAUACUAUCAGCCUGAUCUCAUCAAUACUUUAAUGCCUUGCAAUUUUGCCUUAUAGAAAAAUGUGAUACUUGGGAACAUAGCAAUUUUGUCUGUCUUUGAAAGCACCUAAUAUGAACACCCUGCGAGUUAUCCGAUAUCUGGGAUAAAAUAAGUUGAGACAAAAUUAUUGUCUUAAGGGCCUAUCUAACAUUUUACCAACUGAAAUAAAGGAGAAUAAAGCUUUCCCUCCCCACCCCCUCCAUGCAAUGUUAUGCCACUGUUCGAGCUACCUAUAGAAAACAACAAACACCCCAACUUUAAAAAGAAAGGGAGGGGGGAUGGGUGUGGAAUGUUUUGUUCUCCCAAGUUACCCCAUUUGAGGACAAUGCAAAUUUUGAGACCAGGGGCCGGGGGAAGCGGGGAAGAUGGUGUAAGAGAGCUGGGUCCAUGGGGUAUGUAGUAGACCUAAAAACAUUGUCAGGAAAUACAUUUGUAAUUCCUGAAUAGUUGUACUGUACUUUCAAAGUGUAAGUUGUUUGUUCAUGGCUCAGCUAUCAUUAUGUGUUUGGUUAUUGUUGUACCUAUUUGUUUUGUGUUCCAUACAGAUUCGCAAUGACUCCUCCCAGUCCUUGAUUGAACUAAUGCCUCAACUUCAUGCAAGAUCUCAGGAAUUACCAACAAUAUUUAGGAGGAUCGAUCAACUGGAGGUACUUGCUUAAAGAGUGAAAUUUACUACACAUACUUUGUACUGUGGAUUAAAAGCAGAGUAUGCACUUAAAUUGCAGUGAUGUUCUAUAUACCCAAGAAAAAGAUGUAAAAUGCUUUAUUUUGGUAACAGGCUUUUGUGAAUGUUGUCAAGAAAAAUGUUGAUGAAGUGGAAGAGAGUGUGGUUACUGCAGAAAGAGAGCUUGGAAGCCAUACUAUUCAAAAAGUGCUGAGUUCCAUACCAGGACUGAGACAAGUAAGUGGUGUUGUAUAUUUAAUAAUAAUUAAUUAUCUAAAGGUGGGUGUGGAAUAAAGCCCUAGCUGACAUCUAAUAAGCUGCUAAAUUUUCCUUCCCAUUUACCUUAUAUACAAGGUCUCCACUCCGGUUCUUCAAUCUUGUCAUCGCGACCCAAACUUUUGCUUACAGUCCUGUGAUCCCAGUGCUAAUUUUCGGCAUCACUCAUCUCGUGCAAACUGUCAGUCAAAUUUUACCCCCAGAUUCCGGCAUUUCAAGUUAGGCAUAUCCCAGAUCCUGAAAAACCUAUUGACUACACAUCAAAAAACUCAGCAAGCAAAUAGAUUUAACUAGAUAAUUAUUGAAACUGAUCUUGCUAAGAAAAAAUAUUCCUUUUUAUGGUGCCAGUUAAAUGAAAAAUUAUGACAAAGAUAAAAACUAUUUUGAAAAGGAAAGAAGAAAAAUGGGAAGAAAGUGCACUAAUUUGCUAGUAUUAGCAAAGGGUGACCCCUAGGGGCACUCCCCUAUUUGACCUAAAUGAAUAGGUGCCGCUGAUCGUGGUAUGGUUUUCAGGGUAUUGGGUCUUAAAGUAUAGGUUUGAGCCUGUCCUCCUGGACCAUCCAUGUGUAGACACUGAUACUGCCAUGGCAAAUUAGAAAAAUUAUUUGAGUCUGCCUGUUAUUUUUUUUUGUGUGUGCCUAAAUUUAUUCUUUCUCCUGUUAUUUUCAUUUAGAUGAAGCAGAGUCCUCCAAAGAAAGACAAAAAUUUGUCGGAAUGGAAACCACCUGUGAUUUUCAAAACCAGUGAUUUCUUUGGUCCUCCUUCUACAAAGGAGCAGUCAACAGAUAACACACAUGAUCCAGAAAAAGACACUACAGUAGCUGUUUCAGCUAAUGAACAAUCACAGGACAGCAAAGUACAGCUAACAGAUAAUUAA